AUGGGCCGAGCAUUCAACGUACGCUUUGUGGGAGCGAACUCUUCUCCCACAUCUGCAAAAGAGACUGAGUGGAAGCAACCACGCGCUCUGGAUCAUCCAAACCGGAGGCGUAAAAGCCGUUUUGCAUGUCUCAACUGCAAAGAACUACAUCUAAAAUGCGAUGAAACAUUUCCUGUCUGCUUCCGCUGUAAACAGCGAGGGGUCAACUGUCGCUCUACAUUUCGCUCUAGUCAGUGGCAGAUCGAGGUCCUUGGCUUGACAAUCGGAAGCGAGCUAUCAAAUAUACCAUCCCCCGUCAAGAACCACUUACUACGAUACUGGCUUGAAAAAGUCAGCCAAAUCAUGGUGAUCGACCCAGAAGUCAACCCUUUCUCUUUCGAAAUUCUCAAAUACCUCCGAACCUCCCGGUCGCUUAUCUACACGAUCCAGAGCCUGAGCCUAGCUCAUCAAGGCUUUUUCAGCUCUGCCUCUUGUGAGGGGGUUCUGCAAGAGAGGGCCCAUGCGCUGUCCCUCAUACAAACCGAACUCCAGCAAGAGGCUCCAUCGUACGGAUCGCUUCUCGCUGUUAUACUUCUGGGACUAUGCUCUGCUUGGUUGGACAAUCAAAGAGACCUGGAAUUUGGGAAGGACCAUCUACUGGGCACAAGGGCUAUAGUCGAUAUUUUACUGGCAAAGCCUGGAGCAGAAAAGGACCCCUUUCUGCAACAAACUGUGGCGAUUUACCUUGGCUGGGAGCAAGCAGUUGCCUUCUUCCUAAACGCAAACGAUCAAAUUGUUCCAUAUAGUGAAGGGUUUUCGCGAUGCGUGCAGGAGAUGCGAAGUCAAUAUAACGCGACUAUUGGUUACAGUAGCGACAUUAUGUUACUGCUGGAAAACGUUGGUCGGUACUGUGGGGCUAUUAUGGACGGUGCACCCCGAGAUAUCGCCUUAGAGGCUUUUCUCGAACAGGGUCUAUUGCAACUCGAUUCUGCAUCUUCGGACGUACAUUCGCAUUUAGUUAAUAAUUCCUUCCGCGGCCAUGGCCUCAUAAUGCUGUAUCGGUCUAUCCAACAUUGUCCAUCGUCGAUCCUUCUUGAAUUGCCGCCUCAAUAUCCCGAUGAUCUACGCACAGACAGCCGCUACCAUAGUCUGCUGUCUUUGCCUCUUUUGACUGCUGGCGCUGAGCUGGACUUGGAUUCUUCUUGUGAGAGGCAGCAGGUGAGGGAGCGAUUUCAAAACCUGUUCUCCUCGACAAGAUUACCAGCGAAUAUUCGUGCGAUAAAGAUUCUGGAAGAGAUAUGGGAAAUGCAUGAUAAUGGGAAUGAUGUGUUUUGGCUUUCAUAUCUGUUAGGAACGUCGCGAGUUCUUAUCCUCUGCUGA
Messenger RNA from Penicillium malachiteum, 1359 nucleotides. RefSeq lists its product as uncharacterized. The record is from RefSeq and is a predicted model, not a curated record. Gene Ontology annotation, biological process: positive regulation of transcription by RNA polymerase II. Gene Ontology annotation, molecular function: DNA-binding transcription factor activity, RNA polymerase II-specific; zinc ion binding; transcription cis-regulatory region binding. Bases 1 to 1359 code for a protein of 452 amino acids. Lineage: Eukaryota; Fungi; Ascomycota; Eurotiomycetes; Eurotiales; Aspergillaceae. The transcript has 2 exons. Gene Ontology annotation, cellular component: nucleus.